AUGGUUGCAGGAGAUUUAAACUGUGACUUAUUAAAAUGUUCGCCUGAAUCUGAUGCUUUCUAUAAUCUAUGUUCUAUUUUAAAUCUAUCGCAGUUGGUAACACUUCCCACGCGUGUUACACCUACUACGUCUUCGCUAAUCGACGUAAUUAUGACAUCGAAUACAGCCAUCAUUAAAGAGACUAGAGUUAUUGAGACUCACGUCAGCGAUCACCAUUUAAUUGAUACGUGCGUUAAUAUGAAAUUGCCCAAGCCACCAGUUAUUUAUACAACAUCACGAAGCUAUAAGAAAUAUCAGCCAAAACACUUAGAGAAUGAUCUAGUCCAAAUUUCCUGGCAAGACAUCCUAUGUACAGAUGAUGUUAAUGACAAAGUCGAUCAAUUUAAUCGCGUUUUUCUCGCAGUUUUGGAUAAACACGCACCACUGAAGACUACAAAAUUGAAAUAUCGGUCUAUGCCUUUCAUAGACCAAAACGUGAAAGAACUUAUGAGUAAGAGAGAUAAAAUGUACAAAAUAGCCCGACAGACUGGAGCCCUACGUGAUUGGAAUCAAUACACAAUGAUGCGUGAUGAUGUCAAAAGAAAGCUGAGGGAAUCUGAAAGAAAAUAUGUAAAUAAAGAGUUGGAGAAAAACCAUAGCAGCAAUGCUAUGUGGAAAGUCAUACGGAAAUGCAUUCCUAGAAAAGAGAUGACGAAACCCGUAUAUACCAAGGAUAAGAAGUUACUUGCCGAGGAAUUCAACGAAUAUUUCACAACAGUUGGCCGACGUACUGCGAAUCUGUCUGAGAAUUUGGGAACUGAGCAUAAUUUAUUUCAACUACAGCUUUCUCAAAACGCUGUUAGUGGGAUAUUUGAUGAGUUUAAAUUUUACGCGGUCACCUCGGAGGAAAUACGGCAGAUCGUUAAUCAUUUUUCACCAAAUAAAGCACCUGGUUGGGAUAAAAUUACGGUAAAUCUUAUUAAGGAUUCGUUAAUCUUUAUUCUUCCUAUAAUUACAGACUUAGUUAACAGUUCCCUCCUGACUUCUGUUUUUCCAACAGCGUGGAAAAGAUCUGAAGUCACCCCCGUAUUGAAGGAAGGAGACUACCAAGUGGCUGAUAACAAUCGCCCCAUUUCGCUGUUGCCGGUACUCUCAAAGGUGUGUGAACGGGUGGCUCUCAAGCAAAUGAAUGAUUAUAUGGAAAGUAGAAAACGCCUAACAAAACAUCAAAGUGGGAACCGUAAACUUCAUUCAACGGAAACUUUAAAUACAUUCCUAACGGAUAUAUAUCUGGACGCUAUUGAUAAAAAAACUGUUACUGCUGUCAUACUUUUGGACCUAUCAAAGGCGUUUGAUAGUUUGAACCAUCCUUUGCUCUUAAGAAAGCUCUAUUCAUUUGGAAUUUCUAAACACGCUCUUGAGUGGUUUAAAAGCUAUUUGACUGGCAGGAUCCAGUCAGUACGGAUUGAUAGUGAAUUGUCCGAACCACGUGAAAUAACGCACGGUGUGCCACAGGGGUCAAUAUUGGGUCCAGCACUAUUUAAUAUUUACAUUAAUGAUCUACCUGGUGUUCCCAAUACGUGCUUACUCGAGUCAUUCGUUGAUGAUUCCAAAUCGUUCUUGUCUUUCGCAGUGAAGGACGUGGAAAGUGCUAAAAUCCAGUUAAAUGAGGACUUGGAAAGAAUUGCUGCCUGGAGCUGCCAAAACAGUUUGUUAAUGAAUCCCGAUAAAACAAAAUUGUUGUUGAUAGGAUCACCUCAAAUGCUUAAGAAAAUUCCAGCAAAUUUUUGUCUCACACUCUUGGGGAAGGAGAUAUAUCCG
Messenger RNA from Paramuricea clavata, 1800 nucleotides. The record is from the annotation of a GenBank genome assembly. NCBI's taxonomy places the organism in Eukaryota, Metazoa, Cnidaria, Anthozoa, Malacalcyonacea, Plexauridae.